AUGAAAUUGAUCUUUGUAUUAAAUCUGUUAUUUCUGUGUAUAAAAAGGCUUGCAUUCAUUCUCAAUUAAACAUAACCAGUGAUCAUGAAGUUACAACUUGUACUCGCAUUCAUCACAAUAUCUGCUGUGCUCGGCUCGAUGGGCCCUUUCGACCCGGAAGAGAUGUUGUUCAUUUUCACGCGCUGCAUGGAAGACAACCUCAUAGACGGACCCACACGGCUAUCAAUGUUGGUUAAAUGGAAAGAGUGGACAGGUGAACCGGCAGAUAAUAUCGCAACCCACUGUUUUGGCAAAUGCAUCCUUGAAAGUACUGGCAUGUACGAUCCUACUGCGGAAAAGUUUGAUUCGAAUGUAAUUCUGGAGCAAUACAACGCCUAUCAAACAUUGGCAGAGAAGAACAAAGUUGAUGAAUACGCGAAUGCUGUUGAACAACUUCCUUCCACGAAGAACGAUUGUACUGCUGUUUUCAACGCAUAUGAUCCUGUGCACAAAGCACAUAAGGAUACCAGCAGAAACCUAUUUCAUGGGAACAAAGAUCUGACUAAAUCAAUCUACGAAGAGUUGGAAGGGCGAAUUCGUCAGAAGGACCAAUCCUAUUUCGAAUAUUGUGAGAACCGUUACUAUCCUGUUGGCUCUGAUCAGCGGCAGCAGCUUUGUAACAUCAGACAGUAUGUAGUUUUGGAUGAUGCUUUGUUCAAAGAGCAUACUGAUUGCAUAAUGAAAGGUGUUCGUUAUAUCACGAAAGACAACAAGCUGAAUCGCAACGAAAUAGAGCGAGAUUUCAAGCUUGUGGGCAAAGACACCGAAGCACUUGGAAAGAUUUUAGAUGCUUGCCAAUCCGACGAACCGAACGACGUGAAGGAAAUAUCAUGGCACUACUACAAAUGUCUGGUCGAAUCUUCGGUUGCGGACAAUUUCAAGGAGGCAUUCGAUUAUCGCGAGGUACGAACGCAAGAUUAUGCCUACAAUUUGGUGAAGAAGCAGUUGUACAGCAGACCAACGGUGCAAUCCCAGGUAAUGGAAAUUGACGGAAAACAGUGUCCAUCGUAAGGCUGGAUUUGGAAGCAAAAAUAUCAAGUAUGAUUGAUCACUGAUUAAAUUAAUAAAAAUUAGCACAACUAUAA
Messenger RNA from Armigeres subalbatus, 1124 nucleotides. Its product is annotated as 37 kDa salivary gland allergen Aed a 2-like. The transcript is spliced from 5 exons. Gene Ontology annotation, molecular function: odorant binding. The record is from RefSeq and is a predicted model, not a curated record. Bases 85 to 1050 code for a protein of 321 amino acids. Lineage: Eukaryota; Metazoa; Arthropoda; Insecta; Diptera; Culicidae.